AUGGAAGAGGAAUCAGGACAGCAAUGGUUCUGCUCUGGCAGCCAGGAGCGCAGAGGCCGCCGAGUCAAGCAGGCGGGGAAGACAAUGCUGGAGAAGACAAAGAAGGUGCUCAAGACUAAUAGCAUUACCAUAAGGCAGAUGCUGGCAGAAGCACUGGGAACAUUCAUCCUCAUGGUUUUUGGCUUGUCUUCUGUGGCACAAGUGGUAUUGGGAAAAGGAAAUACUGGUCACUAUCUGAGCAUCAACAUGGCAUUUGGCAUUGGCGUUACCUUGGGUAUCUAUACAGCUGGAAAAAUAUCUGGAGCUCAUCUGAAUGCUGCCAUCACUGUUACACAGUGUGUUUUAGGAAACAUCUCCUCGAAAACGCUUGUAGCUUAUGUGAUCGGCCAGUUCCUGGGCUCCUUUUUGGCAGCAGCCACCGUCUUUGCUCUCUACUACGAUGCUCUUUAUGACUACACCAAUGGGAGCUUUACGGUGACAGGACCAACUGCCACAGCAAUGAUCUUCUCUACGUACCCUGCUUCCAAUGUGUCCUUGCAGGGAGCCUUUUUCACAGAGUUUACUGCAACAGUUAUGCUGAUCCUGGGUAUUCUAGUCAUCCAUGACGAGAAAAACAAUGGAGCCGUCAAAGGCGCUCAGCCCAUGCUCACGGGUGUGCUGGUCCUGGGCAUUGGUCUGGGAAUGGGGCUGAACACAGGCUAUGCCAUAAACCCCUCCAGGGACCUGCCCCCACGGAUCUUCACGGCAGUGGCUGGCUGGGGAAUGGAAGUCUUCUCGGCUGAUCAUUCCUGGUGGUGGAUUCCAGUCACAGCUCCAAUUCUUGGAAGUCUUUUUGGUGUUCUACUCUACAAACUCUGCAUUGAAUUUCACAACCAGCCUGACCAUGAAGCUGAACCUGAGAAAGAUCAGGCAGGCAUGGAGACUUCCCAACUGUGA
This is a messenger RNA of Camarhynchus parvulus, 936 nucleotides long. RefSeq names its product aquaporin-7-like. NCBI's taxonomy places the organism in Eukaryota, Metazoa, Chordata, Aves, Passeriformes, Thraupidae. The coding region runs from base 1 to 936 and encodes 311 amino acids. Gene Ontology annotation, molecular function: water channel activity; glycerol channel activity; urea transmembrane transporter activity. Gene Ontology annotation, cellular component: plasma membrane; basolateral plasma membrane. Gene Ontology annotation, biological process: glycerol transmembrane transport; water transport. The transcript has 7 exons. The record is from RefSeq and is a predicted model, not a curated record.